AUGUCCGAAAAGUCGGCCAAAGAAGUGACCAAACGAUUGGAUUCAGAAGAAUAUGUGUUAAGAAAGCGAUUGCCAAACCAUUUGCCGAAACGAGACAUCGAUUUCUACGUUAAUAUGAGAACCAAUUUCGGGACUCAACUCAAGAGAUGUCAACACGCGUUGGAUUCGCUCGACUCGGACUCCGACCACAUUGUGGUCCACGGGUUGGCCAAAGCCAUCAAUCGGGCCAUCAAUUUGUCGCUUCAACUCAAAGACAUGAAUCAUUUAGAGAUGACGUGUAAUACCUCUUCAGUGGAUAUGAUCGACGAUAUGGAACCGAUCGGUGACUCUCGAGAUCUUAACGACUCCUUCAUACAGAAGAGGACAGUCUCUGCCAUUCAUAUCAAACUCAGUCGUAAACAACAUAUAAACACGUGA
Molecule: messenger RNA, 417 nt
Organism: Medioppia subpectinata
Lineage: Eukaryota; Metazoa; Arthropoda; Arachnida; Sarcoptiformes; Oppiidae
Source: the annotation of a GenBank genome assembly